Messenger RNA from Pediculus humanus corporis (human body louse), 237 nucleotides. RefSeq lists its product as uncharacterized. The record is from RefSeq and is a predicted model, not a curated record. The transcript is spliced from 2 exons. The coding region runs from base 1 to 237 and encodes 78 amino acids. NCBI's taxonomy places the organism in Eukaryota, Metazoa, Arthropoda, Insecta, Psocodea, Pediculidae.
AUGGCGUGUAACAAUUUGGGGAAAAGGAAAAAAAAAGGUUCGACAUCGACAAAGAUUAAUGGAAAAUAUAAAAAAAGAAAUUCAUUGAUACCAAAGUGGCCUAGUUUGGAUACGAUUUUCGAAGUUCAAUCGAUUAACGAAACUCAAAAUUUCGAUAAAGAAAUUCGAAAUCCUUCUUUGAAUGUUGAUAAUUCUCUUCUGCUACCUCAAAUAAAUUUAAAUCAAGAUACACCGUAA